Mytilinidion resinicola is the source of this 1029-nucleotide messenger RNA. RefSeq names its product Aldo/keto reductase. The record is from RefSeq and is a predicted model, not a curated record. Lineage: Eukaryota; Fungi; Ascomycota; Dothideomycetes; Mytilinidiales; Mytilinidiaceae. The transcript has 2 exons. The coding region runs from base 1 to 1029 and encodes 342 amino acids.
AUGGAAUACCGGCAUCUCGGCCGAACUGGCCUCAAGGUUUCCGCUAUCUCUCUUGGCAGCUGGAUCACGUACGGAGGACAUGUCAAUAACGAACACGCGUUUGACAUCUUCAAGAAAGCGUACGAUGCCGGCAUCAACUUCUUUGACACAGCAGAGAACUACUCCGCCGGGAAAGCCGAGAUCGUGCUCGGGGAAGCCAUCAAGAAAUUUGGCUGGAAGCAGAACGACCUCGUGAUUUCAACAAAAGUAUACUUCGGCCUCAACAACUCCGCGGACCCUUCCAAUCCCAUCAACAACGUCGGACUCUCCCGCAAGCACAUCAUCGAAGGCCUCAACCUCUCCCUCAAACGCCUCGACUUGCCUUAUGUCGACAUCGUCUACGCCCACCGUCCCGACCGCGACACUCCCAUCGAAGAGAUCGUCCGGGGCUUCAACUACCUCAUCAAUUCCGGCAAGGCCUUCUACUGGGGCACUUCCGAAUGGAGCGCAGUCGAAAUCGCGGACGCAUGGCGCGUCGCUGACAAGCUCAACCUGAUCGGACCCGCGGUCGAGCAACCGCAGUACAACCUCCUCGUGCGUGAGAAGGUUGAGAACGAGUUCCGCUGGCUGUACGAGAAGUACGGACUCGGCCUCACCGUGUUCUCACCGUUGAAGCAAGGUAUCCUGACGGGCAAGUACAAUGGGCAGAGUCAGCCUCCAGCGGACAGUCGGCUAGCUACAGCAAAAGACAAGUACUCGGUGGCGUACAGCAAGACGUUUGGGAACGAGACGUGGCAGCGCGAGUUGGAGUUGGUGGAGAAGCUGAAGCCGGUGGCGCAGGAGUUGGGCGUUUCGCUGGCGCAGUUGGCGUUGGCUUGGGUGUUGAAGAAUGAGAAUGUUUCGUCCGUAAUCAUUGGCGCUUCGAGUCCAGCUCAGGUUGAUGAGAACGUGGCGGCUCUGGAAGUUGCGAAGAAGCUGAAUGGCGACCAUCUGAAGAAGAUUGAUGAAGUCCUUGGGAAUGGUUUUGAGAACCCCCCGCGACGGUUUUAG